AUGCAGACUGAUAAGAAGCAAGCGCACGAACGGGUAUCGCUGAUCUCUGUGAAGGGAGGCAAGGAGGGCGAGCUAGAGAUUGCGCAGUACCCCACGAAGCUCACCUGCUCCUUCGGCGUCUCGCUGACAUCCGAGAAGUCCAACGAGGCCCUUCACGUGCUCUACCGCCUGCGUGUGAAGGAGUCCUCCAUUCUCUUCUCCAGGACCUACGGGCUGUUAGGCCACGAUAGCGCCGGUCACCCGCACCCCUCCCUCAACGAUGCCAUCACACUCUACGCCCAGCCGGCCGUGAGGACGAUGGGCAAGCUGUCCACCAUCCGCGUAGAGUACGUCACAAUUGACGAAGCGGAGGCCAACGGCUUAAUCGAGCGCGGGGAGGUAGAGAAGGAAUUCUGCCGACCCUUCUUCACGAAAGGGGACACGAAGCAUUACGAGGUGAAGUGCACCUUCUACGACGCCAUCGCCGCCUCUGCAGAGAAGAAAGAAGGUCGUGAUGGCGGCAAGAACAGCCACGCAAGAUCGCGGGCGGCGACGUUGACUGCUGCGGUGGCCGUAGUGGCAGUUGUAGCUGCAGGCGUCGUAGUAGCCAGGCGGCGUGGCGUGACGUGGGACACGAUGCGCCACCUCCUCCCUCAUCGUUUCAAUCGACGGUAA
Messenger RNA from Leptomonas pyrrhocoris, 654 nucleotides. RefSeq lists its product as hypothetical. The coding region runs from base 1 to 654 and encodes 217 amino acids. NCBI's taxonomy places the organism in Eukaryota, Euglenozoa, Kinetoplastea, Trypanosomatida, Trypanosomatidae. The record is from RefSeq and is a predicted model, not a curated record. The transcript has a single exon.